ACAUACUUUACCUUCUUGUAAAAACCCCCCCUCCUGGUUGCUGGUUGCUUCUCUACCUCAAACCAUUUGUUUAUAAUCUUCAGGUGGAACUCUUGAGAUCACUUCUGAUUUUUGGUUUUAUUUGGGAAGAUAGUUGUUUUUAAAGAGCUUGUGGUCUUGUUAUUUGUGGGUUGUGCUUAGAAAUCAAUUGCAUUUUUCUCUAGGUUUUCUUGUAAAGUUUCAAGAAUUUGGAGGGUUGAUGUGGUGUUAAAGUCACUUUCUUGAUCAACAGCUUCCCUGAAUUCAUUAAAUUUCUCCAUUUUCUUCAAUGAUUUAGGUUUGUUCUUGGUUUUCUUGAAUCAUAUAGGCUUUUAAUCUCUUUUGUUGUACUUUCUUGCACAAUUGGUUUGUGAAUCCAUGGGACUUUGUCAUGGAAAACCGAAUCAAACCCGUGAAAACCAGCACGAAAACUCCAAUUUCCCCAAUGAAGUUGAACCCACACUGAAUUCCCAAUCUGGGAAAACAUCAAACUUCCCUUAUUACAGCCCAAGUCCUUUCCACAACAGUACUGCCUUCAAGAAUUCACCUGCGAAUUCGAGUGUUGGUUCGACACCUCUUCGCAUAUUUAAAAGGCCUUUCCCACCACCAUCCCCUGCUAAGCAUAUUAGAUCAUUGCUUGCAAGGAGACAUGGGUCUGUUAAGCCUAAUGAGGCCUCAAUUCCUGAAGGAAAUGAAUUUGAGGUUGGAUUAGAUAAGAAUUUUGGGUAUUCUAAGCAGUUAUUAAGCCAUUAUGAGCUUGGAGAAGAAGUGGGUAGGGGACAUUUUGGGUAUACUUGUACUGCCAAGGGCAAGAAAGGGAGUAUGAAGGGCCAUGAUGUUGCUGUUAAAGUCAUCCCCAAAUCGAAGAUGACUACAGUAAUUGCCAUUGAGGAUGCAAGGAGAGAAGUGAAAAUAUUAAGGGCUUUAACGGGUCAUGACAAUCUAGUUCAGUUUUACGACGCUUAUGAAGAUGAAGACAAUGUCUAUAUAGUUAUGGAGUUAUGUAAAGGAGGUGAACUAUUAGAUCGGAUACUUGCCAGGGGUGGAAAAUACUCGGAAGAAGAUGCUAAGGCUGUCAUGGUCCAGAUUUUGAGAGUCACGGCCUAUUGUCAUCUUCAAGGUGUCGUUCACCGUGAUCUUAAGCCCGAGAAUUUUUUGUUUACGUCUAAGGACGAGCAUUCACUCCUCAAAGCCAUUGACUUUGGACUCUCUGACUACGUAAAGCCAGAUGAGAGGUUGAAUGAUAUCGUUGGAAGUGCAUACUAUGUAGCUCCUGAAGUUCUGCAUAGAUCAUAUGGGACAGAAGCCGAUAUGUGGAGUAUUGGUGUUAUUGCAUAUAUUCUUCUAUGUGGGAGUCGACCCUUCUGGGCGCGCACGGAGUCCGGAAUCUUCCGGGCUGUUCUCAAGGCUGACCCGAACUUCGAUGAAGCCCCGUGGCCUUCUUUGUCAUCUGAUGCCGUUGACUUUGUAAAGAGGUUAUUAAACAAAGAUUACCGCAAGAGACUUACCGCUUCACAAGCUCUCAGUCAUCCAUGGCUGGCCAAUUAUCACGACGUGAGAAUACCUUUGGACAUGAUAAUCUACAAGACCGUAAAAGCAUAUAUAUGCUCAUCUCCUCUAAGAAAAGCUGCUUUAGGGGCUGUUGCAAAGACUUUAUCAAUUACAGAGCUAGGUUAUCUUCGCGACCAGUUUGCGGCACUCGGUCCAAACAAAAGCGGAUUCAUAUCCAUGCAGAACUUCAAAUCGGCCUUGAUGAAGAAUUGCACUGAUGCCAUAAAGGACUCACGCGUGCUAGAUUUUGUCCAUAUGGUGAGUUCUCUUCAACAUAAAAAAUUUGAUUUUGAGGAAUUUGGAGCAGCAGCCAUUAGCAUUCAUCAGCUAGAAGCAAUGGAAAACUGGGAGCAGCUUGCACGUCGUGCCUAUGAGCUCUUUGAGAAGGAUGGAAACCGACCUAUCAUGAUUGAAGAACUUGCCUCGGAACUUGGACUUAGCCCGUCAAUACCAGUUCAUGUAGUUCUUCAGGAUUGGAUUAGACACGCAGACGGGAAGCUCAGUUUCUUGGGGUUCAUUCGGCUUCUACACGGAGCCUCAUCCCGUGCAUUCCAGAAGGCGUGAAAUGGCAAAAACAACGAUACUUCUUAUGCCAUCUCAAAGAAUACAUAUUCCUGCAAGUACAAGUGAGAAUCUACAAAAACCAGAAACAGUCCUCCAAGUUUCGUUUACUCAAAUUAAACCCCAUUUGCAGCAAACUCAAUAUGUCAAACAGGGUACGUACGUCUUGUUUGUCGAAAUCUAGAGAAUUGUACAGAGGUAGGUCGAUCUCAGUGUGUUUUAGUUUAGAAACCGCAUAAUGGUUGAGUGAAUUUUGUGCCGGUUUUUUUUAUGUUAAGUUUUCUCUGUGUUGUUAUGUAUUAUGUGAUCCUAAUAAUGGUGAAAACAACUUGGUUUGAUAUAAGCCAUCUUUAGGCC
Cynara cardunculus var. scolymus (artichoke) is the source of this 2487-nucleotide messenger RNA. Its product is annotated as CDPK-related kinase 7-like. Lineage: Eukaryota; Viridiplantae; Streptophyta; Magnoliopsida; Asterales; Asteraceae. Bases 397 to 2133 code for a protein of 578 amino acids. Gene Ontology annotation, cellular component: cytoplasm; nucleus. The transcript is spliced from 12 exons. Gene Ontology annotation, molecular function: calcium/calmodulin-dependent protein kinase activity; calcium ion binding; ATP binding. Gene Ontology annotation, biological process: peptidyl-serine phosphorylation; intracellular signal transduction; protein autophosphorylation. The record is from RefSeq and is a predicted model, not a curated record.